AUGGCUUUGGAUAAUAAUUGGAUUGUAGAUACUGUUGGUGAUUUUAUUCAUUCACCAAUAUGGGCUGCACCUAUUCAAACAUUUAUUGAAGCAAAUUGUGUUACUUUUGACUAUGAUGAUAAUGAUGAUGAUACAGAUGAAGAUGGUACAGGACUAUCAUUAGCAGACGAACAAAGAACUAUUUAUCAGCAAUAUAUACGUCUUGUUGAUUCAUUAAUUAAUGGUCUUGGUAAAGAUCUUAGUUUAGAUGAAAAUGAACUAAUACGAGCAUGUCAAAUACCUGUACCUCUUGAUGAUUCAGUACUUGCUGACGAAUCCUAUGAACAAUUAUAUUCUGCAAAAGAUUUUCAAUUAUUUCAAGAUAUGAUGAAGAGAAAAAAUUUAAUUCUUCAAUUACAAGCACUUGUUAGUUUACAAUUACAAUGGGGUUUGCUGAGACAUGGUGAUAGUAGAGAUGAUCUCAUUCUUUCACUCUUAAUGCAAGCAACAUCAUCAUCAUCAAGACGUGGAUCACUUCAUUCACCAUCGGAACCAAUUAAAGUACCGAUUAUAAAACAACAAUCAUAUGAAAAAGAAGACAAGAAGUAUCAAAAUGAUAAUAAUGAUGAUGAUGAUGACGACGACGUUGUUGUUGUACCACGAAAACCAGAACCAUCAUCAGCAUCAUCAUCAUCGCGUAAGACUAAAGAACAAACAGAACCAAGAAAACCUCCUAAAGAAGAAUAUCGUUUACCUGAUUUACGACGAAAAGGUGGCGCAGAUCUUGAUGCUGAAUGGCAUAGAGAUCUUCAACGAAAAACUUCAAAGGAAAAUAAUUAUAAUGAUUCGAUAGAAAAUGAUGAAUCAAAUAAUGCAUCUACACCUCAAACAAUUGGCGCUAUUCCUGAAAAUGUACUUCGUCAAAAAUUACGUGAUUUAACUGAACGUACAAUACCAACUGAGGAUAAUGAAACAACUGCUGCGAUGAAAGCACGACAAAAAUUUCUUAAAGAUAUACGUCAAAAAAUUGUGGAUGAAAAACGUGCUGAACGUGAAAAAGAAUUAGAACAACAAACAACGAAUGUUCGACCACAAUCGGCUGCACAUGCUGCACGUAAAGCUAUGGCUACAGCGAAUGAAACUAAACAAGAAGAACAAAAAACACAAAUAAAUGAUGAUGAAUUAAAUAAACGACGAGCAAUGAUGGCUAAACUUAAACGUGAAGUUGUAGACAAACGAUAA
Messenger RNA from Adineta steineri, 1221 nucleotides. The record is from the annotation of a GenBank genome assembly. Lineage: Eukaryota; Metazoa; Rotifera; Eurotatoria; Adinetida; Adinetidae.